AUGACACUGAAGAAUUUUACUGAAGGUGAAAACCAGAAAACAAUCGUAGUACUAUCCUGCUCUGCGGAAUUUACUGCGGAGGUACAAGGCGAAUUGAUCUUUCUGUCAAUUGUAAACAUCCUUCUGUCGAUUACAGCAGUUCUGGGAAACACUCUGAUCUUAGUUGCUUUACACAAAGAAACUUCACUUCACCCGCCGUCCAAACUCCUGUAUCGUAACCUAGCCGUAACUGAUUUCUGUGUUGGUACCAUUGCGGAGCCUCUCCAUGUUGCCUAUUGGAUUUCUGUGGUGGCGGGAAAAUUGGUUAUUUGUUAUCUGGCUCAUUUGAUGGUUACCCAGUUGGCAGCUUAUACCUUUUGUGGAGUGUCUUUAUUAACACUGACUGCAAUAAGUGUGGACAGACUUCUCGCCUUGAUACUGGGGCUCAGAUACAGACAAGUUGUAACUGUGAAAAAGACAUACAUAGCUAUACUUGCCUUCUGGAUUUUUUUUCUGUUGUUGGCGUACCAGCUUCAACAGCUAUACGAGAGUAUGUUCACUACAUAGGUACAGCGCUGUGCUUAGCCAUCACAAUCGUCGCUUACUCAAAGAUUUUGUUCCGUCUGCGCCACAACCAAAUUCAUCGGAUCCACCCCUUAAAAGGAGAAAGCCAAGCAAUUCAAAUGAACUUAGUUCGAUACAGAAAGGCAGUGUACAGUGUACUGUGGGUGCAGGCAGCAUUGGUCGUUUGUUAUCUGCCACUUAUCAUAGCGACAGCUUUCAUACAUCAAAGAAGGAUGCAUUUAUCCUCUUUCCUUGCUUGGCAAUUUACAAUUAUUUUAGUAUAAUUAUUUAAACUCAUCACUGAACCCCUUUAUUUAUUGCUGGAAGAUCAAAGAAGUGAAAUUAGCUGUGAAAGAAACAUUAAGGCGACCUCGUCCGUCGAUGGAGCGGUUAGUUUACCAUGGUCUACUGUGCAUGCUUUUUAGCUAUAAAUUCAUUCCAAACCAAAACUUGCUUUACGGAAAAAUCCUCCCCGAAAAGAAAUGAACGGUUUUAGUUGAAUCAUCUUUUAUACAAGCGACCAUUACGAUAUACACAAUCAUAAACUCCAGUAAAAUGGGGAAAGCCGCAAGAAGAAUUUAUUUCGCUGGAGAAUUUCAGUUUUGUGUUCAGGCCAGCGGUAUUUCACGUGACUCAGUUAGUGGCUUAAUUUACAAAUUAAUUUUGUUGUGUUACAAAAAACACCCACGUGUAAGAACCUAGUGGUUUAAAAACCUGCUGGCAGAAAUUGUCCACUUUAAUUUUCCCAAACAUAAAAGAACCUGUUUAGCCAAGCAAAAUCAAACCGGUUCUUAUAUGUGGGUUAAAGUUCAAUCAUUGCUUUCGAGGUACGAGAACGCAACCCCUAAUUUCUGUUGGGUGUCCUGUGCAAUUGAUAAGAGAGGUUUUUUCGAAAUUGCAUUUGUGUCGACACACAUUUGCCUCGCUUUGAGGCGCUUGCUUACGUGGUGAUUCGUGUGUCCUCGGCGUUCAUCUUUCAAACGUUUGCUGAGGUCUGUUUUUCUGUCUUCUUAAAGCGUUCAUCUUUUAAAAGCCGGUGCUGAUUCAUCGUAAAGCUUACAUAUUUAAGAGUUUGCUGAAGGUCUACUAUCGAUCUGUGUUUAAUGAUUCUUCCAAAGCGUUCAUCUUUCAAAAGUUUGCUGAAAGUUUACACCCUGAGUGAAAUUUUACUUUGGAUUAACUUCAUAUUUUUCUUUGGAAAAUGCGUGCGACUCCUGGUGCAUGCAUCAAAUCGGGUUGUUUAGCUCGGCGUCCGUUGUGCCACAAAGUAAAUCUACUGAGUUGUGUAGCUAGGCGCCCGUAGUGCCACAGAGUAAAUCUACUGAGUUGUGUAGCUCGGCGGCUGUUACUCUACAAAGUAAAUCUACCGAGAUGUGAAGCUCGGCGGCGCCUUUUCAUCACUGGACUAAAUUCUAUGAUAUAUAUUAUUUACAUUUUAUUACCUUGUUUUCCAUUAUAUUUCGUCGUUUUUGCUCUGUGUUUAAUAAAACUACAUGGCUCUCAGCCAAUCCUCAGAUUUAAGAAUUUUUUUUUUCGUGUCUAUUAUUAUGAUGAAAAACAAGUUACAUUCAAAUAAUUCCCUAAGCUCUGAAACUGUUUCGGUCUCAGUUUAAUUUCAGUGUAUUUUUUUGCCAGAAAAAAAAUACAUAUGCAUACAGACAUUCAAUCUAUUACAAAAACUUUAUUUAAAGAUUAAAGAGAGGUAAAUUGCAUAUAAAAGAAUUUGGAAAAAAUUUUCUGGCGUUGAAGCUCAAAUGGAAACCUUGGGGCUUAUUAUAUGAGCUCUCUCCCUAAACUAAGACUAUACAUAAUGAAUAAAUAAACGGCAAAGUCAUACUGAAAUAUAAUUAGGAUAAAAAGAAGGCAAAACAAAACGGACAAAACAGACAAAAUGCAGCAAAAAACAAGUAUUAUUUACAAAUGAUUAAUCAACUAAGAAGAAAUGUUUUUAAUCUGGAUUUAAAAAGAGAAAUAGUAGCAGCAAAAACGAACGUAAAGCAUUUUUUUUCUCUUUAAUUCCCAUCUCGUAAGUAUAUGGUACAAACUGACCCAGACAUAAUUUAGCCCAUUUUUUGAACAUGUGUAUAACUGUUAAGACUUCCUGGCUGGGAUGAAGAGAUUAAUAGUACAUUAAUAAAAAGCCUCUUUCAAUCAAUUUGAAUCUUUGUUCUACAGAUGUAUCGAUCAAGACUCGGUUAAUAAACUUUGUAUCACUGAUCCUGACAGUUUAGUUCGUUUUCUAAAAACCAGACAAUUGUGCUAUUUGUUUUGCCAAUUACACGGCAGCAACAAGAUUGCCAAUAACUCUGUAGUUUAAUAAAAUGAAAAUACAGCCCAAAUAUCUAAUUGUUUUGUGACAUGAAGAAGCUAUCACAUAAGGAAAACAGAUGUAUUAAAAAAAGGUUCGUUUGAACGUAGUUGCUCCGGAGAAAAGUCAAGGUAAUGACAAACCACCAAACAAUUAGAAAACUGUAUUGUUCUGCAAAAAUUCACUGGAGAGUCGAGGAGAGGUACAUGGCGAGCUAAUUUCUCUCUAAGACAAAAGAGGAUAGCUAAAUAUGAUGGUGAAUGAUGGUACAAGUUCCAUGUUAAUAUUUUGGGUUCACUAUACUCAAUCGAAAUGAACGUCACCAUGGCGUUUUUAAUUUUAAAUGUUUUACCUUUCAUAUAAUAGAUCCGAAUUGAACGCGCCGGGAGAUGAUGUGAACGAGGGAAAUACAUUUAAAAAGAGAUUUAAAUGAAGAUAUAAUCUUGACGUAGUGAAAUAGCAAUUUAAGCAAUUGCAAAUAAACCGUCCAAAAUGUUAAAGUUAUAGCCCACAAAGUUUGACAUGUUUGGGGAUAUACUCGUUUAAGACUUCCUCUUCUAAAGAAAAUAUGGCCAAUUUAGCCUGGUAUCCAUGUGAACGUCAGUUAGAGUUGACGAAAAACGGCACAAGCAAUUUGAAGCUACAAAAUACGGAAACACUUUAAUAUAAGCCCCACCAGUAACAGGCUCGCCAAUAUAAGCUCCCCUCUAACUUGCAUUGAAAUGAAAAUGAUUUAUUAUGAUAUUUUGAAGCUUUUACCAGUAACUGCAAAACAUAUUUAAAUCAGCACUGCGUUAGCUUGUUUCGAACAGCUUUUUCCAAUUCCGUUAUAAUCCCCCUCGGAUAUAAGCCCCUCUGUUUAAUUUAUCAAGAGCCCUUCUAAAAACCCUUACAAAGAUGUAUAAUCCCAGGGCUUUUAAGCGGCAGUUUACGGCACCGCAUAUCAUAUGUUCGCCGGCUCACAAACUUAACACCUCCGUUAGCAAAAUUUUCUCGUUCUUGCUCUCACUAUGUUUACUAAAACUGCUAGUGAUUGCUCUCAGCUAAUCGUCGAAUACAAUUUUUUUUUUCAUGACUGAUUUUUAUGUGAUAAAAACAGGUUACAUUCUAAUUUCUUAAGCUCGAACGAACGUUUCAUUUUCUUUAAUUCCCAUCUCGUAAAUGGCCCAGACUUUCGAGCCCAUUAUUUGAACAGUUUGUACAUUGUUACUGAGACCUCACUGCCUGCGAUGACAUUAUGAGCGCGUCAGUUUAACUUCUAGCAAUUGACGAAAACCGUUUUUUACUCAGUUUGAAUAUAUCGAUCAAGACUUGGUUAAUAGACUUUUUAUUACUAACAGUUUAACUCGUUUUCUAAGAGCCAGGCAAUUGUGCUAUUUGCUCGCUAAUCGCACGGCAACACAAACGCAACACCAAGAUUGUCUAAUUCCAUCGUUUAAUAAACUGAAAAUACAGAGCAAAUAUUUAAUUGUUUACUGACAAGGUACAUGUAGCAGUCAUAUAAGGAGGACAGAUAUAUUAAAAAAGAGUUCAGUUGAUUGUAGCCGCAUCGCAGAAGAGUCAUGGAAAUGAAAAAUUUUACUGGAGGUGAAAGCCCACAAACAAGUGCAGAACUUCACUGCUCUGUGGAAUUUACUGGAGAGGUACAUGGCGAGCUCGUUUUUCUCUCUGUCGUUAACACUUGUUUGUCCAUUACAGCAUUUUUGGGGAAUACUCUGAUCCUAGUUGCCCUUCACAAGGACACAUCAAUUCAUCCGCCAUCCAAACUCCUGUAUCGUAACCUAGCGAUAACCGAUCUUUGUGUUGGUAUCAUAGCCGAGCCUCUACAGGUUGCAUACUGGAUAUCUGUGGUGAACAGAAGAUGGGAUAUUUGCUAUUACGCAAAUUUGACAGUAUAUUUCGCAGGUGUUACUUUGUGUUCAGUGUCGUUGACAACACUGACUACAAUAAGCGUGGACAGACUUCUCGCUUUGCUACUGGGUCUCAGAUACAGACAAGUUGUAACUUUGAAAAGAACACGUUUAAUUGCUAUUGGUGGUUGGAUUGUGUCUAUUGUCGGUGUAUCUAUCUCCUUUCUGAAUCCUCUUAUAAGUUCUUUGUACCGAUAUAUUGGUGCAGCUUUUUGUUUAGUUACUACUAUCUGUGCCUACACAAAAAUUUUCAUGUCUCUACGUCAUAACCAAAUUCAUGUUCAGAACCAUGUUGUUCAAGGGCAAUCGAGCCAAGUAAAUACACUGAAAAAAGCUCGAUACAGAAAGGCAGUGUACAGUGCACUGUGGGUGCAGGUAACAUUGGUUAUUUGUUAUCUGCCGUACGGUAUAGCUGUAGCUUUAACACCUCAGAGGAGGAUGCCCUUAUCUACUUACCUUGCUUUGCAAUUUGCAGCUACUUUAGUGUUUUUAAACUCGUCGUUAAACCCGUUUCUGUACUGCUGGAAAAUCACAGAAGUGAGACAAGCUGUAAAAGAAACAUUACAACAACUACACUUCUGUCCCUGA
This is a messenger RNA of Porites evermanni, 5349 nucleotides long. NCBI's taxonomy places the organism in Eukaryota, Metazoa, Cnidaria, Anthozoa, Scleractinia, Poritidae. The record is from the annotation of a GenBank genome assembly.